AUGUAAAAAAAUAAUAUAGAAAUUAAUUUAAAUAGAUAAAAAAAAAAGAUAAAACAAAUUGCUUAAUGUUUAAAAUAUUUAUUAAAUUUAAAAUAAAUAAAUAUUACGUUAAAACAUAAUAAAGAAGAACUUUAUUUUUUAAAAAAUAUAAAAUAAUUAGAAAUUAUAAAUAACAGAUGUAUAAUAAAAAUAAUAAUAAUUUUUUUGUAAAUUUAAAAGAUUUUGAAUUUUUAAAAUAAUAAGAAAUAGAUAAUGCGAUCGUAAUAUAUUAAUUUUAAUAAUAAAAUAUCUAAAAUUAAUAAAAAGAUAAUAUUUGAUGAUAUUAGAUAAAUGUAUUAAAAUAAUUAAUUUGAAAAUAAUCAAGAAUUAAUGUAAUAAUUUUAAAAUUAAGUUCAUUUAAUUUUAAAUUGCUUAUAAUAAAAAAAUGGAUUAGAAGAAAAUAUUUUUAAAUAAUAUAUGUUAUAAAUAAAAUCUAAAUAUACAAUAUACGAACUAUGUUUUUCUAAAAUUAUUGAUUUUGCAGAAAGUAUAGAUAGUUUAUUUUAUAAUUCUUUAGUAUCAAUACACGAUUCUCAUGCAUUAAUAUUUAAAUAGAUGUCAAAUCAAAAUUAUAAAAUUUAGUUUCUUUAAAACAAUUAUAAUUAAUAUUAAUAAAAUACUGAUAAUAAAAAUAUAGUAUGUUUUUAAAAAAUAUAUAAAUAAUUAAUAAAAAUAAAGUACUAAAAUUAAUUAAAUGAAUUAAAUGAGCAAAUAUAAUAACUAAAAGAAGAAAAUAAGCAAUAUUUAGAUAAAAUAAUUCGUUUAUCAAAAUUAUAAGAUAAUUCAUAUAUAAAAGAAUAUACUAAGGAAAAUUUUUAAUAAUAGGAAAGUAACAAAAGAACUUUUAGAGAUCACAAUUGUUCGCAAAUUCAAUCAUUUAAAUAUUUACAUAUAAAAUAAUUAAAAGAAAUAAUAAAUGAAAUUUAUACUUCUAAAGAAUGGUUUGAUAAUAAAUAAAUAAAGUAAAAUUUACCUUCAUAAACAUUAGAAUAACAUAUGUAUGAAUAUUUAUCUUAAAAAUAUGGUUUAAAAAAUAUGGUUAUAGAAUAAGCAAAUGUAAUUAUUAAUAAUUUAAAAAAAUAUAGUUAAGAAGAUAAUGAUGUUUAAGUUUUUACAAAAAUUUUGAAAAAUGAAUGUGAUGAAAACUUCAGAUAUGUAUAAGGAUAAUUAAAAAAAACAAUAUAAGAAUUAUUAUUCAUGCAUUUAAAAGGUAAAAAUCCUCUAAAAACUAACGAAACUUAAAACAAAUGGCAGAUAAAAGAAUUAAAGGAUAUAUAAAAUUUAAGAAACUUUUGA
This is a messenger RNA of Ichthyophthirius multifiliis, 1335 nucleotides long. RefSeq lists its product as hypothetical. Gene Ontology annotation, cellular component: cytoplasm. The transcript has 4 exons. The record is from RefSeq and is a predicted model, not a curated record. NCBI's taxonomy places the organism in Eukaryota, Ciliophora, Oligohymenophorea, Hymenostomatida.